GCAAGAGAAAACGAUCAGAAGAGAAAAACUAAGCUAAAAACUGAACAGUUCAUGCAUGGCGCUGGAGUGGGUGGUUCUUAGCUUCACGGCGGCGGCAGAAGCGGCGAUGGUCCUUCUCCUGACCGUCCCGGCAGGCGUCAACCCCCUGCGGAAGGGCCUAGUCUCCGUCACCCGCGGCCUGCUCAAGCCCUUUCUCUCCGUCAUCCCCUUCUGCUGUUGGAAUAAUCUUAAAUUUUGUUAUUAAUUACUUGGUUUAUUUAUUCAUUAAUUAUUUGUUGUUUCCAUUUGAAUAGGUCUACGUACUAAUAGCUAUUGUUUAGGCAUUAUUAAUGCUUAGUUGCUUAGGUGGUUAUACACGUAUGAGUAUGGCUAUAGUUUAGGAAGUUAGUGUGGCCAUUAUCCAUUGUAAAUUGGCUAUAUAAAGCCUAAUUUAUAUGCAAAAUAUAUGAGCUCUUGAUCAUCUUCUUUGUCAUUUUAUAUACACCCAGUUCUAGAGUGUAGUUCCAGUAUGAUACUAUACUCGUUAUUAGCUUACAUUUGGUAUCAGAGCCGCAUGAUCUAGGGCUUGUGAAGUGAAAUCUUAUACAUACACCUAUAUAUAUAUUACGUAUUCUAUGGCAUCAAAUAAUUUCUCCAUCUCUAUCCCAUUAUUCAAAGGUGAUAACUAUCUUUCAUGGGCCAUCAAAAUGAAAGCAUACAUGAAAGCUCUUAGUUUAUGGGAUGUCAUUGAGAGUGACAGUGAGCCUACUCCUCUUCCAGGAAAUCCAACAGUAGCCCAAAUCAAGAAACAUAAAGAAGAAAUGGCACGAAAGCCAAAGGCACUUUCAUGUAUCCAUGCAGCGGUGUCCGAAGAGAUUUUCACAACAAUCAUGGAUUGUGAGUGUCCUAAAGAAGCAUGGGAGAAAAUUAAAGAGGAGUUCGAAGGCAACCAACAAACCAAACUUAUGCAAAUUCUCAAUUUCAAAAGGGAGUUUGAGAUGGCGGGGAUGAAAAGUAACGAAGGUGUCAAAGAAUAUGGGAAAAGGUUGAUGUCCAUUGUCAAGAAUAUCAAAUUACUUGGUGGAGAUUUUUCAAGUCAAAGAGUUGUGGACAAGCUUUUGGUAACUCUUCCGGAGAGAUAUGAGACUAAGAUCUCUUCACUUGAAGAUACUAAAGAUCUCUCAAAAUUAAGUGCCUUGGAAUUGAUAAAUUCUCUUCAUGCCGUUGAUCAAAGGAGAUCAAUGAGAGAGGAAGAAAAUGGAGAAAAAAAUGAGGGACUCCUGUUAACUAAAUCUUCAUUCUCAAAAGGAACUGGCAACAAAAUUCUAUGCAAUCACUGUCAUAAGGUUGGUCAUGAAGAAAAGGAUUGUUGGCACAAAGGAAAGCCACAAUGCUUCAAAUGCAAAAGGUUUGGGCAUCUGGCAAAGAAUUGUAGAUUCCAAACUGAUGAAGAAGACUUGGCACAUUUGGCCGAGGCAGAACCUCUCCUUCAAAAUUAUGGGUGAUUAUGUGCACCAUGGGGAGAAGUGCUCCAAAGUGUUUAUUUUGAUGAGACGUGCAUCAAAAUUUGGUGGUGGUGAGAAGUGCAUCACAGAUGAAGAGAAGUGCUUCACAAAAUUUAAGAUUAUGGGGAUGAUUGUUGGAAUAAUCUUAAAUUUUGUUAUUAAUUACUUGGUUUAUUUAUUCAUUAAUUAUUUGUUGUUUCCAUUUGAAUAGGUCUACGUACUAAUAGCUAUUGUUUAGGCAUUAUUAAUGCUUAGUUGCUUAGGUGGUUAUACACGUAUGAGUAUGGCUAUAAUUUAGGAAGUUAGUGUGGCCAUUAUCCAUUGUAAAUUGGCUAUAUAAAGCCUAAUUUAUAUGCAAAAUAUAUGAGCUCUUGAUCAUCUUCUUUGUCAUUUUAUAUACACCCAGUUCUAGAGUGUAGUUCCAGUAUGAUACUAUACUCGUUAUUAGCUUACAUCUGCCUCUUCCUGAUCCUCGACAUCUACUGGAAGUACGAGUCACGGCCGAGCUGUAAGUCGCCGGGGGCGUGCACCGUGACCGAGCAGCUGCGCCACCAGAAGUCCGUCGCGAAGAGCCAGUGGAACGCGCUGAUCAUCGCCGCCGCCUUGUUGCUGUACUGGCUGCUCUACAGCGUCACGAAUCUGGUGGGGAGGCUGGAGAAGUUGAACGAGCGAGUUGCGAAGUUGCAGAAGCAGGAAUAAUAUAUGAAGUGUGUCUUGGUCGUACUUUAAGGUUAGGUCAACGCUAUAAAUAACUUACUUCCUUUGACUUGGUUUUCUCAUUUACCUUUGUCCUCACUUUGCCAAAUAAAAUUGCGAUUUAAUAAAUUUAUAUAAAAAACGAUGAAAUAAGAAUAUGCUUCAUUGUUUUAUUUAUUUAUUUAAAAGUAUAUAAGAACUUUCUUAUGUAGACCGAAAAUGAAUUCAGUUUUAUUUAAUAGAUAGGGUGAAUGUUAUUAGGAAAUACCAAAAAAUAAAGAGGGAG
Molecule: messenger RNA, 2466 nt
Organism: Cuscuta epithymum
Lineage: Eukaryota; Viridiplantae; Streptophyta; Magnoliopsida; Solanales; Convolvulaceae
Source: the annotation of a GenBank genome assembly